AAUGCAGUGCAGAUGAUGAUACAUAACGUCACGCUCUAUGGUUUGUGGUGAUGUGUUCUUUGUUCGACAAGUUCAACGCUAAUAAACAUUUUUGCUAAAAGAUCCUGCCCCGAACAAUAUGUAUUAACUAACUGGACGUAAGAGUAUAAAUCAUUUUAGUUGUUCAUAUUUGUGAAACACCGAACAAAAAUGUUCUCGAAGGGAACACAAUACAAAACGUUGAAGACGCAUUUGCGUCUAGCAAUAUAUCGAAUGCAAUUACUCGAGAAGAAGAAAACCGAGCUCGCGCAAAAAGCACGAAAAGAAAUUGCUGACUAUAUUGCAACGGGAAAAGUAGAAAGAGCUAAAAUACGCGUGGAACAUAUAAUUAGGGAAGAUUACAUGGUCGAGGCUAUGGAACUGCUUGAAAUGUAUUGUGAUCUCUUAUUGGCACGUUUUGGUCUCAUCAUGCAAAUGAAAGACUUGGAUGAAGGUUUAGCCGAAGCUAUUUCUACAAUAAUUUGGGCUGCUCCUAGAAUUCAAACUGAUGUUCGUGAAAUGAAAGUAAUUGCUGACAUUUUGUCAGCAAAGUAUGGUAAACAAUAUACAGAUGCUUGCAGAGAAGAAGCGGUGCAAAGUAUUUCUGAAAAGUUGAAACAGAAGAUGAGCGUACAGUCACCGUCCAAACUUCUUGUUGAAAAAUAUCUUAUAGAAAUUGCUAAGAACUAUGAUGUUCCUUAUGAACCAGACCCCCAAGUAAUGGCGGAGGGAAAAGAUACAUUGUUGAUAGAUAUUGGAGGUAAUGGAGAAGGAAGGAAUAAUUUAGAUACAGCUUCCGGAGGUGGCAUGCCACAACCAGUUGGAUUUAUUGGAUUUCCUCAACCUCCACUAUUACCAGAUCCUACAGCGAAUCUGAUAAAUUCAGAGAAAGGAGCAAUGGGUUUUGUUAAUCCUUCAGGACCUCUAGAAGAUAAAGCUCAAAAUGUUCCUCACAAUGUUCCUACUGUUUCAUACAACAUUCCUUUAGAUAACUCCAAUGAUAACAGACCUGAAAAUGACUUACCUCCACCAUACAGUUCAUUUCCACCUGAUUUAAACAAACAGUCCGAUCAGAAACCAAAACCACAACCACGAUCAAAAAUGCCGAUGAAUGAUUUUCAGCUUCCAGAUUUACCAGCUGUUCCAUCGGAGAAUGAUUUACCUCCAAUUAAUUCAACUACUACCGAGGAUAUUGAUUUUGAUGAUUUAAUGAAACGUUUCGAAGAUUUAAAGAAGAGGAAAUAGUCUUUUAUGUUCAUAAAAAUAUAUUGCGUAAAUUAUGUAUGUUAUAAUGCAACAUAUGUAUAUGUACAACUGUAAAAAUUUGAAAUAUUGUAGUUUUA
This is a messenger RNA of Megalopta genalis, 1361 nucleotides long. RefSeq names its product increased sodium tolerance 1-like protein (gene Ist1). Gene Ontology annotation, biological process: protein transport. The record is from RefSeq and is a predicted model, not a curated record. NCBI's taxonomy places the organism in Eukaryota, Metazoa, Arthropoda, Insecta, Hymenoptera, Halictidae.